UCCGGCCGGAGGGGGCGGAGCCGGCCCGGCAAGAUGGCGCCGUCCGCGUGGGUGCGCUCCUUCUCCAGGCUGCUGGCCCCGGCCCGGCUCCCGAGCGGCUCGGCCGCGCGGUCAAAGUUCUAUGUUCGGGAGCCGCUACACGACAAGCCCGACUGGCUGAAAGUUGGGUUGACCUUGGGCACUUCCGUCUUCUUGUGGAUCUGUCUCAUCAGACAACAUAAUGAAGAUGUUUUAGAGUAUAAAAGAAGAAAUGGGUUGGAAUAAACUUUUUAAAUACUAAUACAGUAUGCUCCAAAUAGCGAUUAAAGCAUUUCCAAUCUGUUGAGUUGGAAACGUAAGAGAAAAGUUAUAUGUGAAUGUAUGUUGUCAGCAUUUGUGUUUUGCAUCAUUAAAUGAAAAAAUAAAAAUAAA
Molossus molossus (Pallas's mastiff bat) is the source of this 411-nucleotide messenger RNA. It is a transcript of the gene NDUFC1, whose product is annotated as NADH:ubiquinone oxidoreductase subunit C1. The transcript is spliced from 4 exons. Gene Ontology annotation, cellular component: mitochondrion. Bases 34 to 264 code for a protein of 76 amino acids. NCBI's taxonomy places the organism in Eukaryota, Metazoa, Chordata, Mammalia, Chiroptera, Molossidae. The record is from RefSeq and is a predicted model, not a curated record.